Messenger RNA from Metarhizium brunneum ARSEF 3297, 1137 nucleotides. RefSeq names its product Phospho-2-dehydro-3-deoxyheptonate aldolase, tyrosine-inhibited (gene ARO4). Gene Ontology annotation, molecular function: 3-deoxy-7-phosphoheptulonate synthase activity. Gene Ontology annotation, cellular component: cytoplasm. Gene Ontology annotation, biological process: aromatic amino acid biosynthetic process. The record is from RefSeq and is a predicted model, not a curated record. Lineage: Eukaryota; Fungi; Ascomycota; Sordariomycetes; Hypocreales; Clavicipitaceae.
AUGCCCGCGCUUGACUUGCAACAGCCGCUGGCGGCCGAUGAUACCAGAAUUCUCGGCCAGGAUCCUCUGAUCCCACCAGCUCUGCUCACCUCUGAACUCCCCAUGACCGACAGUGCCGUCCGGACCGUCAUCAAGGGCCGAAAUGAUGCCGCCGAUAUUGUCACGGGCCACAGUGACCGGCUCUUGGUCGUUGUCGGCCCGUGUUCCAUCCACGACCCUGCUGCUGCCCACGAGUACGCCGCCAGACUCAAGGCACUCUCCGAGAAGCUUGCCGACGACUUGUGCAUAGUUAUGCGUGCCUACCUCGAGAAGCCCAGAACCACCGUUGGCUGGAAAGGUCUGAUUAAUGACCCUGAUAUCGACUCAUCCUUCCAGAUUAAUAAGGGCCUAAGAGUUUCCCGUCAACUCUUCGUCGACCUUACUUCCAAUGGCAUGCCCAUUGCUAGCGAGAUGCUUGACACCAUCUCCCCUCAGUUUUUGGCUGACUGUAUCUCUGUCGGUGCAAUUGGUGCCCGAACCACCGAGUCCCAGCUACAUCGUGAGCUGGCCUCCGGAUUGUCUUUCCCUGUCGGGUUCAAAAACGGAACUGAUGGAAACCUUGGGGUUGCUAUUGACGCCAUCGGCGCUGCCGCCGCCAAACACCACUUUAUGGGGGUCACCAAGCAGGGCUUAGCUGCUAUAACUCGUACCAAGGGUAAUGAGCACGGUUUCGUCAUCCUCCGCGGCGGAAGCAGAGGCCCCAACUUUGACAAGGAAAACGUUCAAGCCGCCAAGAAGUCUUUGUCAGACAAGAGCCAAAAACUUGCCAUCAUGAUUGAUUGCUCCCAUGGCAACUCCCAGAAGAACCACAACAACCAGCCCAAGGUGGCAAAGGUCGUUGCAGAUCAACUCAGGGAGGGCGAGAAGGCCAUUAUUGGUGUCAUGAUUGAAUCUAACAUCAAUGAAGGCAACCAGAAGGUUCCUCCCGAGGGCCCGUCUGGACUGAAGAAAGGUGUCAGCAUUACUGAUGCUUGCAUCAACUGGGAAGACACCAUUACUGUGCUCGAGGACCUUGCCGCGGCCGUUCGGACCAGGCGUGAAAUCAACGGCCGAUCUACCAACGGACAUGCAAAGGUUAGCUUGGUCGAAGAAGCCUAA